Molecule: messenger RNA, 894 nt
Organism: Frankliniella occidentalis (western flower thrips)
Lineage: Eukaryota; Metazoa; Arthropoda; Insecta; Thysanoptera; Thripidae
Exons: 3
Coding region: 139-846 (235 amino acids)
Source: RefSeq, a predicted model, not a curated record
UUGGUCAACUUGAAAAAACAAACGGGCUGCAAUUGUUUUUUUUGUCGUCUGUCGUGGUCAGGUGGCCUAGAGGUUAGAAACUCAUGUAAACAUCGAAUAAGUAUUUCUAAUUUGAGAGCGUCGUAGACAGUUUUUACAAUGAGCACCCGGAAAGGUGAAUCAACCAGGAAAAGGGCUCAGAAGUAUCAAAACACUAGGGCAUUCAAGAACGAUCUGUAUGAUAAAACAGUUCAGACAAAAGUGUUGAACAACUUGCAUAUUAGUAAUGUUUGUGCACGUUGUAAGAGUAUUCUGGAUUGGAAGAUAAAGUACAAGAAAUUUAAGCCCCUGAAAGCAGCCGCCACUUGCACGAAAUGCUCCCAGAAAUGCGUGAAGCAUGCCUAUCACAUUAUGUGUAAGCCGUGUGCUGAUAAAAAUGGAGUUUGUCCCAAAUGUGGUAAGAAGGAAGAAUUAGUGGAGCCAGAACCUACUCCCGAAGAGCAACUGAAGAUGGAUCAAGAGAUGCAGGCCAUGCUUAAAAGUUUACCCGAACGCAAACGUAGAACAUUUUUGAGAUUUAUGGAAAAAGGAACAAAGAAAGAUAAAGAUAAAAAGAAAAAGGAUAAAGAAUACAAAGGUGAAGACACCAGGCCCGGUGAUUCAAAAGAGGUGGAGGAUGAAGAUGAAGACAAGGCUAAAAUAGGAACGCAAGAUCUUAUGGCGUUUCUACAACGGCUCAAACUCUCCUGUAAGGAAGGAGAUGGCUUAGAUGAUUUGGAUGAUUUUGAUGGUUUUGGUGAUUCUGAUUCAGAUGAUUUUGGAAGUGAUGAUGACGAUGAUGAUGAAGAGGAAGAGGAGGAAAAGUGAUUGUAAAUUAAUUAGCUCUUUUCUAUUAAAAUUGUUAUUUUCCGUCUA